Molecule: messenger RNA, 858 nt
Organism: Apaloderma vittatum (bar-tailed trogon)
Lineage: Eukaryota; Metazoa; Chordata; Aves; Trogoniformes; Trogonidae
Product: ETS translocation variant 5-like
Exons: 6
Biological process (GO): regulation of transcription by RNA polymerase II; cell differentiation
Cellular component (GO): nucleus
Molecular function (GO): DNA-binding transcription factor activity, RNA polymerase II-specific; sequence-specific DNA binding
Source: RefSeq, a predicted model, not a curated record
CUUGGCCCCACUGCCCCCCGCCCCCCUCAGGGAUUCAAGCAGGAGUACCAUGACCCACUCUAUGAGCACAGUGGCCCCAGCCUGCCCGGCCCCCCUGGCCAUGGCUUCCAGCCCCCCAUGGGCAUCAAGCAGGAACCUCGGGACUACUGUAUUGACUCAGAAGUGCCUAACUGCCAGUCCUCGUACCUGCGGGGGAGUGUCUUCCCCAGCAGCCGUGAUGGAUUUUCAUAUGAAAAGGACACACGAUUGUAUUUUGAUGACACAUGUGUGGUACCGGAGAGGCUGGAGGGUAAAGUGAAGCAAGAGCCCACCAUGUACCGUGAGGGCCCUCCCUACCAGCGACGUGGGUCCCUGCAGCUUUGGCAGUUCCUGGUCACCCUCCUGGAUGACCCCGCUAAUGCUCACUUCAUUGCCUGGACCGGCCGGGGCAUGGACUUCAAGCUGAGCGAGCCUGAGGAGGUGGCACGGCGCUGGGGCAUCCAAAAGAACCGGCCGGCCAUGAACUAUGACAAGCUCAGCCGCUCCCUGCGCUACUACUAUGAGAAGGGCAUCAUGCAGAAGGUAGCUGGCGAGCGGUACGUCUAUAAGUUUGUUUGUGACCCUGAUGCCCUCUUUUCCAUGGCCUACCCCGACAACCAACGCCCCUUCCUGAAGACAGAGCCUGACUGCCCAGUGCCCGAGGAGGAGACAGUGCCGCUGACACAUUUUGAGGACAGCCCAGCAUACCUCCUAGAGAUGGAUCCCUGCAGCAGCCUUCCUUAUGCGGAGGGCUUUGCUUACUAAUUCGGCCGGCCGGCAGAGCCAUGAGCACUAGCGCAUCCACUUUGGGCAAAUACAGUUUUGUAAAGAAUAUUUUUU